AUGGGAUAUCUCUCCAACUCGCAGAGGGCAUGCUCUUGGUGCUCCUCUCUCAUGUGUGCAACUCUUCUACUCUUGUGUCCUUUUGUGCUUUCAUCUCCCCAAUCUCCUGCUAUCACCACCAGCACUGCAACCUCCUCGGCGGGGAACAACAGAAAAAGCGUAAGCGACCACUCAGCUCUCAUUUCAUUCAAGUCCAAUAUAUAUGAUGAUCCAUAUGGGGCUCUGUCCUCCUGGGACAACAAGUCGCUUCAUUUCUGCCAGUGGCAAGGCGUCACAUGUGGUAGUCGGCACCCUGAGAGGGUCAUUGCUCUGGAUUUACCCUCCCUUGGCCUGGCCGGAACCAUAUCACCAUCCGUAGCCAACCUCGCCUUCCUCAGAAGACUGAGUCUCCAAGAGAACAAACUCGACGGAUCCAUCCCUCAAGAGCUCGGCCAUUUGCAUCGACUGCGACUUCUCAACCUAAGCGUGAAUUCUCUAGAAGGACAAAUUCCAUCCAGUCUUGGCAACUGCAGACAUCUGAUUUCGCUUGACCUAGGUAAGAACCUCCUCAACGGACAAGUGCCCCAUGAGUUGGGAUCACUUCCUCAGCUCAUCGGCUUGAUCCUCCGAUCGAAUAAUCUUACGGGAGCCAUGCCAACAUCUUUGGCCAACCUCUCCUCUUUGGACUACCUCGACUUGUCGCAAAACAUGAUUACGGGCGGCAUCCCACAUUGGGUAGCGAACCUGACCUCCGUCAUCACUUUUGGUCUUGUAAGCAACGCUCUGUCGGGGGGCAUUCCAUCUUCAUUAUGUCGUCUUCCCUCUCUUGCUGCCCUCGGUGUACAAGAAAACCAGUUAUCAGGCAUGAUUCCUCCCUGUCUCUACAAUCUCUCAAGCAUCCGUGUCUUGGGUCUUUCGUUUAACAGUCUCGGAGGGACUAUCCCAUCUGACAUAGGCAGCACUCUUCCCAACCUCAUAGAUCUCCAGAUGGGCGGCAAUCACUUCAUCGGACUUAUCCCUUCUUCAUUAUCCAAUGCUUCUGGACUGGUUUCAAUUCAGUUACAAAGGAACAAUCUCCAUGGAAAAAUCCCUCAUAAUCUUGGAACCUUGAACUUGUCAGUCCUGGCACUUUGGUGGAACCAACUAGUAGCCAAGGAUGCCGAUGAUUGGAGCUUCCUCACUGCUCUAACCAACUGCAGCAAAAUGACAGUACUACAUAUCGGCGAAAAUUACCUCGCUGGUGUCUUACCCAACUCCAUAUCCAACCUCUCCACAGAUACGCGUCUCCUUUUGUUUGAGAAUAACCAGAUAUCUGGAAGGCUGCCUUCAGAUAUAGGGAAUCUGAAAAACCUGGCUGUACUUUACAUGGGUGCAAACCUUCUCACAGGUAAUAUCCCUGCCUCUCUUGGAUAUCUUAAAGCACUGCAUCAGCUCGAUAUGUCUCUAAACUCCUUCUCCGGCCAAAUUCCACCUUCACUGGGAAACAUUAGUCAGUUGAAUGAACUCUAUCUGGGAGGAAACACAUUGAAUGGAACCAUUCCAACCCACCUUGGAAACUGCAAGAACUUGCAGUCACUAGAUCUCUCCCACAAUCAGCUUACAGGCCCUAUACCCAUAGAGAUUCUUGGCCUCUCUUCCCUAUCUAAACUCCUACACGUAUCACACAACGCAUUACAAGGCUUCUUCCCUUCAGAAAUUGGCAGCUUGAUAAAUGUCAAUGACCUCGAUGUUUCCGAGAACAGACUGUAUGGCGAAAUCCCUGAUAGCAUUGGGGAUCAUCCCGACACCGUGGGCAAUCUAAAAGGCCUUCAAUUUCUGGACCUCUCAAGCAACAACCUGUCCGGGCAUGUACCAGAAUAUUUCCAGAUGUUUCACUCGCUCCAGUUUCUGAAUCUCUCUUUCAACAACCUUGAAGGUGACGUUCCGCUAGGUGGGGUCUUCGCAAAUAUGAGCGCAUUUUCACUUAUUGGAAAUCGAAAGAUCUGUGGUGGAAUCCAUGAACUGCACCUGUCACCCUGCCCCUCUACCCAACCCCAUGGGAAAAAACACAAAGCGACUAUCUUGGUUGUGAUCAUCGCAGUUGCCAGUGGAGUUCUAGGAGUGACUCUGAUUCUCUUCUUCGUGUUACAUUACCGGACUCGAAAGACAAGAAUGAGACGUUCAUCCAUGGCAGCCAUGAGAACAGAAUAUGUUAGAGUCUCUUACACCGAAUUGGUCAGUGCAACUGAUGGGUUCUCUUCAGCAAAUCUGAUUGGUGUUGGGGGUUUCGGUUCUGUAUAUAAAGGGGUCAUGGAUUGGGAUGGGCCGCCCCUGGCUGUAAAGAUACUGAACCUUCAGCAGCAGGGGGCUUCAAGGAGUUUCAUAGCUGAAUGUGAGGCCUUGAGAAGCAUCCGACACCGGAACCUGGUCAAAAUCAUAACUGCAUGCUCUAGUGUUGAUUUUAGAGGUAAUGAUUUCAAAGCAUUGGUUCUUGAAUUUAUGGAGAAUGGAAGCUUGGAACGAUGGCUGCAUCCGGAAGUGAAUGAGCAAUGCCCGAUGAGUAAUUUGAAUUUAGAACAGAGAGUGAGCAUAGCCAUCGACGUGGCUUCUGCACUGGAUUACCUUCAUCAUCACAGCCCGGUGCCAAUCGUGCAUUGUGAUCUCAAGCCGAGCAACAUUCUUCUGGACGGCGACAUGACUGCCCGUGUGAGUGACUUCGGACUGGCGAAGUUUCUCUCUGAAUCUACUGACUCAUUCUCCAUAUCUGCUAGCUGGGCGGCAAUAAAAGGAUCGGUUGGAUACAUCGCUCCAGAGUAUGGUUUGGGAAGCCAAGUAUCGACCCAAGGAGAUGUGUACAGCUAUGGAAUACUUCUCUUGGAGAUGUUUACGGGAAGGAGACCCACAGAUGAAACCUUCAAUGAGAGCUUAGAUCUUCAUCGAUUUGCUGAGAUGGCUUUUCCUAGUCAAAUUUUGAACAUCGUAGAUCCGCAGUUGAUACGAGAGGAAGAGUAUGAAAUUAUCGAUGAAAUACAACAAAGGUGGGCUGAACAAGACAGGAUACAAGAGUGCUUAAUUUCAGUGAUCAACAUUGGGCUACAAUGUUCCAGCAAAUUACUCAAAGAACGAAUGCAUACGGGAGAUAUUCUUAAAAAAAUGACGGCAGCGAGGCAGAUACUUUGCAGGGUCUAAAGUUAGAGAGAAUGAUCCACAAAUAUUAGUAAGAUAUUAUGAAGGCUUACAUAAACAUACAUUAUGUAGCUGCUGUUACUUUCCUAAGCCGCUUGUUUUUGCUGUUGCUUCCUGUGCUCAUUCCCUUCGACUUGUUUUCAUUUUUUUUGGUUUUUGCCUUUUGUCUGUGCCUGCUAUUGUUUGAGGGGGCUCUCUUUGGAUGCUCU
Molecule: messenger RNA, 3353 nt
Organism: Phoenix dactylifera (date palm)
Lineage: Eukaryota; Viridiplantae; Streptophyta; Magnoliopsida; Arecales; Arecaceae
Source: RefSeq, a predicted model, not a curated record